AUGGCGACGAAGGAAUUGUGGGCCGGGAUUGGAUCAGCCCUGGCGUUUUUAUUUACCCUCAUCACCAUGGCAAUGAACCAAUCCCGGAUCAAAGUGUUGAUCAACAAGAUCAGCGCAUACCUCAACCCAUACAAACAAAUCACCAUCCCAGAGUACGGCGCCGAGCGUUUCCAACGCAGCGACUUGUUCGUCGUGGUCGAGGCCUACCUCUCGGACUUGUGCCGUGAACUUGGGGCGCGCAAGCUCAAGGCCGAGCUGGAGAGCCACAUGCAAAAGCCCCAGGUGUCGGUUGACGACAACCAGGAGAUCAUUGAAACCUUCCGUGGUGCCAGGCUCUGGUGGUACGCCGACACAGAGUCCCCGAAGUCCAACAUCAUCUGCUCGCGGCCUGGUGACGAGAAGCGCCGCUUCUACCGGGUUGCCUUCCAUAAAAGGUUCCACGACCUCAUCCUGGACAGCUACCUGCCCCAUCUCAUCGACCAGGGACGUGACGCCAUCGCCCGGAACCGCCAGCGCCGCCUCUUCACCAACAACCCAAGCAGCAGCUGGAGCUCCUACGGCGGCGGACACAAGACGAUCUGGAGCCACGUGGAGUUCCGGCACCCGGCGAAGUUUGACAUGCUCGCUAUGGAGCCUGCCAAAAAGGAGGAGAUCAAGGAUGAUCUCAACGCCUUCAAGGUUGGAAAGAGCUACUACGACAAGGUCGGCAAGGCAUGGAAGCGUGGAUACCUGCUGUUUGGGCCGCCAGGCACCGGGAAGUCCAUGAUGAUCGCCGCCAUGGCCAACCACCUGAACUACGAUAUCUACGACUUGGAGCUCACGGCGGUGAAGAACAACACGGAGCUGCGGAAGCUCCUCAUCGAGACCAAGGGAAAAUCCAUCAUCGUCAUCGAGGACAUUGACUGCUCGGUCGACCUCAUCAACAAGCGCAGGGACAUGAAGGCCGACAAGAAGUCCGACGACCAGAGCGACGUGAAGACCAUGCUACAGAAGAAGGAGGAUGAGAAGGACGACGAAGACAGCAAGCUGACCCUUUCUGGGGUGCUCAACUUCAUCGACGGGCUAUGGUCGGCGUGCUGCCAAGAAGAGCGCAUCUUCGUCUUCACCACCAACUACAAGGACAAGCUGGACCCAGCGCUGAUCCGGCGAGGCAGGAUGGACAUGCACAUCGAGAUGUCCUACUGUCGCUACGAGGCGUUCAAGGUGCUGGCCCAUAACUACCUGGACAUCGACGAGCGCCAGUUUUUCGAGCUCUUCGGUGAGAUACACCGGCUGCUGGAACAGGUUGACAUGUCUCCUGCGGACGUUGCCGAGCACCUGAUAAGGAAGGAGAAGAAGGAUGCCGGCGCAUGCUUGGAGAGUCUCGUCAGAGAUCUGAAAAAGUUAAAUGCCCAGAAGAACCCGGCAGCCGAUUGUCCUCCACAGGAUCCAGUUCUGACGGUGACGCCGGAUUUAAACCCGACAGUGAUCAAUAUAUUUGAGGAAGCAAGGGACAGUACAUUGGAGUCAUAA
Miscanthus lutarioriparius is the source of this 1512-nucleotide messenger RNA. The record is from the annotation of a GenBank genome assembly. NCBI's taxonomy places the organism in Eukaryota, Viridiplantae, Streptophyta, Magnoliopsida, Poales, Poaceae.